AUGGGUGCGACAUAUGAGCCACAGUCCGAGCACAACGCUCUCCGGUCCAAGCACGACACUCUCCAGUCCGAGCACAACGCUCUCCGGUCCGAGCACAACGCUCUCCGGUCCGAGCACAACGCUCUCCGGUCCGAGCACGACACUCUCCAGUCCGAGCACAAUGCUCUCCAGUCCAAGCACGGCACUCUCCAGUCCGAGCACAACACUCUCCAGUCCGAGCACAACGCCCUCCAGACUGAGAAUAGCUGCCCCCAGUCUGAGCGCGACAUUCUCCCAUCGGAGCGUGACACCCUCCAGACUGAUUACAACGCCCUCCAGUCUGAGCACAACAUCCUCCAGUCCAAGUGUAACACCCUCCGAUCUGAGCGAGAUGUCCUCCGGUCCAUGUACAGCGACCUCAAGGUUCAGUUCGAUGCUAUCAAGAUCGAUCGUAACAACCUCCAGACCAUGUACGAUGCCGUCCAAUCUGAGCGCAACACUCUCCAGUUCAAACACGACGCGCUCGAGUCCGGGUUCGACACAAUUCAGUCCAAGUACAACGCCCUCAGGGCUGAGUUCGACACCCUGGAGUUCGAGCGCGAUCUCCUCCGAUCCAAGCUAUGCACCCUCCAGUCCAAGGGGAACAUCCCCAAGUCUGAACCGUAUGUACCACACCUUGACCAACUACCAGGGGCACCAGAUACAAUGUUGGUUGCCCCUGUAAGAGGGCGAAAAGUAAAACAAUUUUCAACUCAGUUAGAGAAAAUGCAGAAGGAGUUAGAAGAGCGGAGGGAGUUAGGAGAGCAGGACUCAGGAGAGCAAGGGGACUCAGGAGAGCAGGGGGACUCAGGAGAGCAGGGGGAGUCAGAAGACCAGAAGAAGUUGGAGGAGCAGAGGAUGUUAGAGGGGUAUAAGAAGAUGAUAGAGGAGCAGAAGAAGUAUGAGGAGCAGAGGAAGUUAGGAGAGAGGAAAAAGAAGGAGGGUUACCUAGAGGAAAUAAUACAAGAGUCAGAGUCAGAUGAAGAGGAGCCAAAAGUUAGAUUUUCUUUACGAGAAUUUCUCGAGUCCAAACUUAUAGAUGGGGCAGCCCUCAUCAACACAGUUACCACCAUCAACACCUGGGAACUCUUGAUAGAGCAAAAG
Molecule: messenger RNA, 1122 nt
Organism: Coturnix japonica (Japanese quail)
Lineage: Eukaryota; Metazoa; Chordata; Aves; Galliformes; Phasianidae
Source: RefSeq, a predicted model, not a curated record